Microcebus murinus (gray mouse lemur) is the source of this 3620-nucleotide messenger RNA. Lineage: Eukaryota; Metazoa; Chordata; Mammalia; Primates; Cheirogaleidae. The record is from RefSeq and is a predicted model, not a curated record.
GUGAAGACUGGACUCUGGGAGCAGCAGCCCCAUGUGUGGGGCCCAGCCUGAAAGCGCCCCCUGGCGGCCUCUGCAUUUACACAGCGUCUGGACCUCACCACACCUGUUGGCCCCUUGCUGGGCCCUGAGCCCAGAGCCCUGCCUCCUCCUAAGAGCCAGGUGUCAGGUGUUCCCACACCUGCUUCCUUCUAGGAUCAAUCCUGCCCCGCCCCCUAUUAAAGGACCUGCUACCCUUCCCUGUCGCUGGGGAGGGCAUGCAGGGCUUGGACAGGGAAGUGUAGAGGGGGCGGGCAGUAGGCCCUUGGGCCAGUGCCCAGUGGAUGUGUGUUCCUGGAGCCGCGCCCUGGCCUCCCAGUAGACCUGAGUUGGUCGCUCCUCCGGGCCCUCCUGUGUUUACACAAGGGGCUGAGUUCCCGAUCCCGGGCAGGCAGCACAAUGAAUGAGAAGAGAGGGCGAAUGAGGCAAGAGGGCCGGAAGAGCCACAGAAGUAACAGCAAGAGGUUUCCAGUGCCUGGUAUUCACCCCUGGAAAGGCAAGAGAAGCAAGGAUGGGGAUGGAGGCACAGGGAGCAGCGGGUACACGGAUGGGGUGUGUGGUGGCCGGCCUGGCUCUACUUCCCUCUCUUUGCAGGGCUCCUCGCGUGGCCGGGAGGAAGGAGCGCCUGGGUUGCUCGGAUUGGAAGGAGGAGCUGCCGGUUUGAGUCCCGAGGUUGCGUCGGGAGCCUUGGCAAAGGCUUGGGAGGCAGGCAGGACGGGAUAUACAGUGGCCCCUGUCCAAAAAGUGGCUGGGCAGCUGGCAGCAGGUACAGUUUAGGCAGAAAUCCAGGCUGGGGUCAGCGUGGCCAGGGCUGGGCUCGGAUCAGAGGACAGCCCAAAACGGCUCCAAGGGCUGGGACACAGGCAGGGGCGGCGGCCAUCUGGGGAACAGUGCCUGCCUGGUGCCCUCAAACCAAGAUGGGCUGUGGAGAUCAUGUGCCACUUCCGUAGUGAUGAAAACCCCCAUAGAGCAUGUCACCCUCCACUGCAGCGGCCUCAGAAGGGGGAGGGUGUGGGGAGCAGCGUUCCUGAUUGACGGGGCAGGGCAGGGGAGGGUUCGAGGCUUCAGGCUGGAGCUUGUUCCUCCAAGGCUGUGAACAGGCACCAUGGGGACCCGUCCCAGAGAGUCUGCUGGUGAGAGGUGCUGAGCCUGCGGCUGGCUGGCCCCCAAAUAGACAGAUUCAGGUGGAGACAGCUGUCAGAUCCUGAGAUUGUCAGUCAAAAGCCAUCGGUGUUUUCCAGACAGUGGAAGAGUUGGUCUUGCUGUUGACCAGGGACAAACAGGCAGCCUUCUUCAGUUAGGGACAUUUGAGUGGAGACAGGCACAGUCAGUGGCCUGAAAGUGAGCAGUCAGCCAGGGCAGGUGGGUGGCCAGCCUGGCCAAGUUCAGGACAGCUAAAGGUCCCUAGGGGCAUUGUGUGACCAGUAGGCUGGAAGUUGUUGUGUGACUGAGCAGAGAUGCCCUGUUAAUGGGUCACACGGUUGGAGAUGGUGUCAGGGGGUCAGCCUGACCAGCAGGGACAGCUGGCAGGAAGGUGAGGGACGCCAGCCAGGCAUGGUGUUAGCUGCGGGCGGGCAGGUAGUUGGUUUGAGCAGCCUGAGGGAUCAAGCGGUCAGUCCUUUGGGCAGUCUGAUUGUCAGGACAGUGAGCCAGGGACAGCCACAGGGAACCAUUUGGACUUCUGUGGGGCCACCCUGGAGGCCCCUGAUGGCCUCGUAGAAUCUGCCUCUUAGGAGACCCCCAGAUGGUCAGUCCCCCAAAGACAGCCAGACCCUCAGGGACCCAGCCUGUGACAGUCCUCCUACCCAAGUGGCUCCAAUGGCAGCCUCCCAGCUGGCAGCGCUGGACGGAGAGGAGUCCGGGGCUGGGGUGCUGCCCCUGACCGAGGCCAGCCCCGGCUUCCUGUACUCCGAGGGCCAGCGGCUGGCCCUGGAGGCUCUGCUGAGCGAGGGGACGGAGGCGUUCCAGGCCUGCGUGCAGCGCGAGGGGCUGUGGCCCUUCCUGAGCAGGGAUGAGGCCCAGGGCUUGGCGGCAGCAGCUGAAGACUGGCCAGUAGCCAAGCCGGAGCCCGGCGGGACAGCAGAGGGAGCCGCUGCCACCGAGGAGGAUGUGGGCAGCCUGACCUACUGGCCCGGGCAGUCGGAGCAGCCGGCGCCUGUCCUGCGGCUGGGCUGGCCGGAGGACUCGGCCUGGAAGGGGAUCACCCGGGCACAGCUGUACACCCAGCCCCCUGCAGAGGGCCACCCGCCCCUCAAGGAGCUAGUACGCCGGGAGAUCCAGGCCGCCCACAAGCUGGUGGCCGUAGUCAUGGAUGCCUUCACUGACCCAGACCUGCUUUGGGACUUGGUGGCUGCCGCCACGCGCCGCUGGGUCCCUGUCUACCUGCUCCUGGACCGCCAGCGGCUGCCCGCCUUCCUGGCACUGGCCCAGCAGCUGGGGCUGAACCCCUGGGCCACAGAGAACCUGGACAUCCGCGUCGUGCGGGGCUGCAGCUUCCAGAGUCGCUGGCGACGGCAGGUGAGCGGCAACGUGCGGGAGAAGUUCGUGCUGCUUGACGGUGACAGGGUCAUCUCAGGAUCCUACAGGUAUGGCCUCCGCACCCCCGCCACGCCUCCUGAUGUUCUGUACCCAGCGUGCCCCCAGUGUGCGAGAGAACAGCGAGCAUCCCCUUUCCCGGCCUCUCUUUCCUCAUCUGUAAAAUGGGUCCCAAUCACCCUUCUCCAGAAGUCCUGGGGCUCGAAGGACACCCCAGCCAAGGCCCUGAUGCGGCAGCGGGGCACUGGAGGGGGCCCCUGGGCCGAGGCUGAGUCCCGGCCUCCUCCGCUGGCCUGGUCCCAGCCCUGGGGCGGGCCCCUGCCCCUCCUCCCUCCGCGCCGCCUCCACUAUCUGUCCGCGGCCCCCAGGAGGUUGGGUGAGGAUGCCACGUCCAGACUCCCGGAGCCCAGAGGCGCCCGGCAGCCAGACUGGGCCUUCCGCGCGGGACUCGGGGGGCAGCCCUGACAGGAGCCCGGCCGCACUCGGCUGCCCACCCGGGAGAGAUGCGUGACGUGUCGGCUCAGAGCCCCGGCCUCGGCUGGCCUCGCUCGCGGGCCUCCGGCAGGCCCUCUGGCCUCCGUGUCCAGGAAACGGAAGGGACUUUUUUUGCUUGUCCCAGAACCUGGACAAUCCCACUGCCCAACCUGGACCUCCGUGUCGCAGGCCACAAAAUGGCAAGCAGGCGGAAGUCAAGUCUCCACCGGCUGCCGAUCCUGACAGCCCGAAUCCUACGGGGUGUCCGGACUUCUCUGGGGAGGGGCCUGGCCCAGUGGCCCCCCUGCUGGAAUUGUGGGGGGAGCCAAGGUGGGGAAGCCCUGGGACUAAAGGGGACGCUCCUGGCACCCACCAUGCUCAGGAGCUGUGGGUAAACUGAGUCAAGGAGCUGAAGAAUGAGGGCCUGGAAAGUUGUGGGACACAGCUGCUGGGGUUGGGCCAUGGGGAGGGACUGGGUGGGCGGAGGAGCCGUUUGGGGGUGCCAAGCGGAGGUGGGUCUGCUGGAGCCCCCCUUUCCUUAUUCUCAGAAUAAAAUGUGCAUUUGGGCAUGAAAA